Pygocentrus nattereri (red-bellied piranha) is the source of this 3000-nucleotide messenger RNA. It is a transcript of the gene cpxm2, whose product is annotated as carboxypeptidase X (M14 family), member 2. Lineage: Eukaryota; Metazoa; Chordata; Actinopteri; Characiformes; Serrasalmidae. The transcript is spliced from 14 exons. Gene Ontology annotation, molecular function: zinc ion binding; metallocarboxypeptidase activity. Gene Ontology annotation, biological process: proteolysis. Bases 93 to 2324 code for a protein of 743 amino acids. The record is from RefSeq and is a predicted model, not a curated record.
GAGAGAGCGAUAGGGGAGAGAAGAGAAGAGCUGUGGAUGGGUCUUGUCUCCACAGUUGCCCCGUUCUGUGUAGACUGAACUCCUCUCUGACCAUGCUGGUCUCAGUCACUUUAGGACAGCGGCUGGCUCUGCUGGCCCUGGCGCUGCUUGGCAUUGUGGGAUUGCUGCCGCGGGGCUGUUUGAGUCGUCCGGCUGAAGAUGAGGAUUAUUACAUGCAGGAGCUGCUGAGCCGGGAGCAUUACUACCGCAUCCCCGUCCAGGAGGAAAACCCAGCAGAAGGAGAUCAAGUCUGGAGAGAUGACCUCCAGCCUCCAGCCCCCCGAAACAAAUCUAAAACCAAACCCACCUCGGGGAAACAAGCUGGAGCCGAGGCAAAGUCAGUGAAAUCUCCAAAUAAGAAGUCUGAGAAGACCCCCAACAGCAUCAGCGAGGCAGAGGGCCAGUACCAGUCGGAGAGAGUGGACUGCCCACCGCUGGGUCUAGAGACGCUGAAAAUCGAUGACUUCCAGCUUCACGCCUCCACGAUGCAGCGCUACGGACUGGGAGCCCACAGAGGUCGACUCAAUAUCCAGGCUGGCCUGUACGAGGAUGACCUGUAUGACGGUGGCUGGUGCGCGGGCAGGAAUGACCCGCUGCAGUGGUUUGAGGUGGACGCUAGGAGACUGACCAAAUUCACCGGGGUCAUCACCCAAGGCAGGAGCUCCCUGUGGUCGAGUGACUGGGUGACAUCUUACCGAGUGCUGGUCAGCAAUGACUCUCACACCUGGGUGACACUAAAGAACGGCUCCAGAGACCUGCUUUUCAUUGGGAAUAAGGAGAAGGAGAUCCCGGUGCUAAACACCUUCCCCAAAUCUGUGGUGGCUCGUUACAUCCGAAUCAACCCUCGCUCGUGGUACAGCGGCGGCAGCAUCUGCAUGAGGGUGGAGAUACUGGGGUGUCCCAUGCCAGAUCCUAACAAUUACUACCACAGACGGAACGAAAUCACCACCACAGACAACCUGGACUUCAAACACCACAGCUACAAGGAAAUGAGGCAGUUGAUGAAGGUGGUUAAUGAAAUGUGUCCGAAUAUAACUCGAAUCUACAACAUCGGCAAGAGCUACAACGGGCAGAAGCUCUACGCCAUCGAGAUCUCUGAUAAUCCAGGGGAGCAUGAGCUGGGUGAGCCGGAGUUCCGCUAUACGGCAGGUUCCCAUGGUAACGAGGUGCUGGGCCGGGAGCUGCUGCUGUUGCUGAUGCAGUUCCUGUGUCAGGAGUACCUGUCCGGUAACCCGCGGAUUCGGCACCUGGUGGAGGAAACUCGUAUCCACCUGCUGCCCUCGGUGAACCCCGACGGACACGACAAGGCGGCAGAGGCUGGUUCUGAAUUGAGCGGCUGGUCUCUGGGUCGAUGGAGCCAGGAUGGGCUGGACAUCCACCAUAACUUCCCUGAUCUCAACGCCAUCCUCUGGGAAGCAGAGUCCCGAAAGUGGGUUCCACGCAAAUUCCACAACCACCAUAUACCUAUUCCAGAGUGGUACCUGUCCAAGAACGCCACGGUUGCCAUGGAGACGCGUGCCCUGCUGGGGUGGAUGGAGAAGAUUCCCUUUGUCUUGGGGGGUAAUCUGCAAGGCGGAGAGCUGGUGGUGACCUUUUCGUAUGACCGUACAAGACCCCACGGAGUCAUGAGAGAGGCUACGCCCACGCCGGAUGAUCCCGUGUUCCGCUGGCUGGCGUUUUCAUACGCGUCCACCCACAGGCUGAUGACGGACGCCGGCCGCAGAGUAUGUCACACACAAGACUUUGCCAAGGAGGAUGGUACCAUCAACGGAGCUUCCUGGCACACUGCCGCAGGAAGUAUGAAUGAUUUCAGCUACCUCCACACCAACUGCUUCGAGCUGUCCAUGUACGUGGGCUGUGACAAGUUCCCCCAUGAGAGCGAGCUGCCGGAAGAGUGGGAGAACAACCGAGAGUCACUGAUCGUCUUUAUGGAACAGGUCCAUCGCGGUAUCAAAGGUGUGGUGAGGGACUUGCAGGGCAGAGGAAUCGCAAACGCCAUCAUCUCUGUGGAGGGCAUCAACCAUGACAUUCGCACAGCUGCUGAUGGGGAUUACUGGCGUCUGCUGAACCCGGGGGAGUACAGAGUGACCGUGCGGGCUGAAGGCUACGCCAUGUCCAGUAAAGUGUGCGAAGUGGGCUACGCCAUGGGAGCCACCAGGUGCAGCUUCACCCUCACUCGUUCCAACCUGUCCCGCAUCAAAGAAAUCAUGGAGAAGUUUAAUAAGCAGCCCAUCAACCUCCGGCACCCUCCAAGAAGACCUCGACAGAGACGGCUGGGGACAUAGAGAGGUCUUUGGGGGUCUGUAGGGGGAUAAGGAUGUCCACUACCACCAGUGUAAUCCCUGCACUCUCCUCUAACUGUCUGAUGGACAUCCUAGACUGUAAUCCAGACUCAUAUGUAGACUGUUCGGAGGAAACGUGACCAAGAAUGGCUGGGCAGGGGAAAACUACGAAGGGGCCGCUUGGUUUCCAAGGAAACCAAGUUUUCUCCUUUCGACUGUGUGAUGAGCUUCGUUCUCCUGGCGCUUUAUGCUGGGGUUAAAGCUGCUGACCAGCACCGACAGCAGUGGUGCAGUAGAAGAGCUGAAGUUUGGCCCCUUUGAAAAUAUCCAAGUCAUUGUUAUGAAUGAAUAUAACUAAAGACUGCAUGAGUUAUAAAGGAUGUUAUUAGAGAUCUACAAACUGUUGACAAAAUGACUUUGGUGCGUCAGGCUAAGUACAUCUGUUAUUCCACGAGGGAAUAUGACCUCGAACCGUAUUCGCACCUCAGGCUUUAAGCAUGGGCUUUUGCAUUUAUCAGCACUUACUGAGUGUGAAAUAAUAGCUGCUGUCAUGCAGCAGGUAUAUCAGCACAGUUUAUAGAGCUACAGCCCUUAACUGGACGUCUCGUUGCUCUCAUAUAGCCAGAAUUAUAACACGUUGUAUUAAAGGUGGACAUAUUUUUCUCAUCAGUGUAACUCA